UCUCUCUCUCUCUCUUUCUCCCUCCACGCAUUUCCAAACCUUCUCGAAAACGCAAGAGAGAGAAAGGAGAGAGACAGAGAGACGCCAUUAUUAGGGAAUCAUCAAAAGCAAGCAAAAAAGGGGACGAGAGAGUACUCUCCAAAUAACGCAUCGCCUCUUCUCCCUCCUCUCGUGUCCGCCAUUAGUGCGCAGAGGCUGGAAACCUCAAGGAGGAAUAGAAUCCAUGGAGGGAAGUGGCGCAGGAAAUGGUUUGGGGAAGACUAUGGAGAUGAAGGGAAGUGGGAGCAACAUUUCUUCGAAGUCACUUCCUCCAUGCUGCAUCAAGGCCAGGGCUUCUGUCCCGGAGUCAGAGGCAAAGUGUCAUGACACGGUAGUAUCGGGGUGGUUCACGGAAUCUCAGUCAAUAACUGAUAAAACAGGAAAGGUCCUUUAUUACAAUAAUCCUAUGUGGCCUGGAGAGGCUCAUUCUUUAAAAGUCGAGAAGAUUUUGUAUCGGGGAAAGUCAAAGUACCAGGAAGUUUUAGUUUUUGAGUCUUCAACUUACGGUAAGGUGCUUGUGCUUGAUGGUAUUGUCCAGCUGACUGACAAAGAUGAAUGUGCUUAUCAGGAGAUGAUUGCUCACCUUCCUCUGUGCUCGAUUCCAUCUCCCAAUACUGUUUUGGUUAUAGGAGGUGGUGACGGGGGCGUUCUUCGUGAAAUUUCUCGACACCGUUCAGUGGAAACUAUACAUAUUUGUGAAAUUGAUAAACUGGUCAUAGAUGUUUGUGAAGAAUACUUCCCAGAGUUAUAUGUGGGGUUUGGAGAUCCACGUGUUCAACUUCAUGUUGGCGAUGCUGUUGAGUUCUUACGAAAUGCUGCAGAGGGAAUGUAUGAUGCCAUUAUUGUUGACUCAUCUGAUCCAAUAGGUCCGGCCCAGGAACUUGUAGAAAAGCCCUUUUUUGAGAUGAUUGCAAGGGCAUUAAGACCUGGUGGUGUUCUAUGUAAUCAAGCCGAGAGCUUGUGGCUUCACACACAUCUUAUUCAGGACAUGCUUGCCAUAUGCCGUGAGACAUUCAAGGGUUCUGUUCAUUAUGCCUGGACGAGUGUUCCUACGUAUCCUAGUGGUGUUAUUGGAUUUUUGUUGUGCUCAAAGGAUGGUGAGCCCGUAAACUUCAUGGAUCCUAUAAACCCUAUUGAGCAGCAGGAGGGUGCAGAUAAUGCUGGAAGAGAAAUCAAAUUCUAUAAUUCUGAGAUUCAUAAGGCUGCAUUUGCCUUGCCUUCAUUUGCAAAGAGAGAGCUUUCCACUGUUUAUGCUUCCUCAAGAUUGAGUCAAUCAGAACAAGGCGAGGAUACUCUGAAGAUGAAUUUAGUGGCUAAAAAUGAGCUUGUCACUGCUUCCUAAAGUUGAGGUGAAAUAACUAGGGCAUGCCAUCGGGUGCACUUCGUAGUCGACCAGCAGUAUACUAGCAAUGGAGUGGUAGAAGUUCGGAAAUAUAUUUUUCUACAUCUUUGUGGAGAUGCUUCUAAUAUGUCCAAUUAUUAACUAGAAUAAGCUAAAGAACUCUUUUUAAGGCCAUUGAGACUUUACUAGUGUUCAUCUUUAACAAGAUCUGGGAUUGAUUAUUCUUGUAUAUUAAUGUGCACCGAAAGCUUAUUUGUCACUUAUCAUCUGAAAAAGAAACCUUCGUAUUUAAUACCAAAUAUAAUUACACGCAA
This is a messenger RNA of Ananas comosus (pineapple), 1695 nucleotides long. Its product is annotated as spermine synthase. Gene Ontology annotation, biological process: spermidine biosynthetic process. Gene Ontology annotation, cellular component: cytosol. The coding region runs from base 224 to 1381 and encodes 385 amino acids. The record is from RefSeq and is a predicted model, not a curated record. NCBI's taxonomy places the organism in Eukaryota, Viridiplantae, Streptophyta, Magnoliopsida, Poales, Bromeliaceae. The transcript is spliced from 12 exons. Gene Ontology annotation, molecular function: spermidine synthase activity.